Emericellopsis atlantica is the source of this 2542-nucleotide messenger RNA. RefSeq lists its product as uncharacterized. The coding region runs from base 324 to 2219 and encodes 631 amino acids. Lineage: Eukaryota; Fungi; Ascomycota; Sordariomycetes; Hypocreales; Bionectriaceae. The record is from RefSeq and is a predicted model, not a curated record. Gene Ontology annotation, molecular function: electron-transferring-flavoprotein dehydrogenase activity; iron-sulfur cluster binding. The transcript is spliced from 2 exons. Gene Ontology annotation, cellular component: mitochondrial inner membrane. Gene Ontology annotation, biological process: electron transport chain.
GGACAUUGCUUGAGCCGGCGCUUGCCUAAUUGUUCCCCACGGCCCGUUCAGACAUUGACUUGCCGAUGACAUGAUGCCUUCAGUAGAUCGCAGCGAGCGGCUGGAGUCGGCUAUACAAUCCCGUGGCACGUGCACAUUCGGCUGUGAACUCCCAGUAUAAAGUGGUGGACCAAUCACAAUCCUGAUAUUGUCAAGCCGCAUCCACCCGGCCUUCAUGAUGCACUCUUUGACAUUCAGCUCGGCCUAAUUAGUCUUUGUCCUCUUGUGCACCAGGUGACUGCCACUCAUACGGAACGCUCGCCGAGUCUCUCGAGGCAUUGAUCAUGUCGGCUCCCUCAAGAUGUGUUCAGCGCACCAGUCGCGCCUUGCCUGCGCGUCUCGCGACAAAGCGCGCUGGUAAUGUCGUCACCAGAUCUGCCACCAUCUCGACUUCAAAGCGGAACAUACAGACCGCUCGAACCGUCGCUAGCAUUCCACGACAUUUCAGCCGCCGAGAAUUCUGCACGACAAGGAGACUUCGGAGCGAUGAAGACGACAGCAUUGACCCCGCCACGGUCGAGCGCGAAUCUGAUGAGGUGGACGUCUGCAUUGUCGGUGGCGGGCCUGCCGGGCUCAGUGCAGCCAUUCGGCUGAAGCAGCUCGCGAACGAGGCCGGCAACGAGGAUUUUAGGGUUCUCGUGCUGGAGAAGGCGGGCGACAUGGGCGCACACAUUGUCUCGGGCGCCGUGAUACAGCCCUCGAGCAUCAACGAGCUGAUCCCAGACUGGCUGGACGAGGGCAACCCGAACCGAUUCGAGCAUGCGACACCAGCAGGGUCGGACAGGAUGCGAUUCCUGACCAAGACGUCGGCAAUCCCUAUCCCUUCACCCCCUCAGAUGAGCAACCACGGAAACUACAUUGUGAGCUUGAACCAGUUUGUCAAAUGGCUAGGCGAGAGGGCAGAGGAAAUCGGCGUCGAAGUAUACCCUGGAUUUGCGGCGGCCGAGGUUCUCUACGACACGGACGGCUCCGUCAAGGGCGUGGCGACGAAUGAUCUCGGUAUUGCACGGAACGGCAAGCCCAAGGAUACCUUUGAGCGUGGCAUGGAGUUCCACGCCAAGGUCACCAUGUUUGGCGAGGGCUGCCACGGCAGUCUGAGCAAGCAGGUCAUCAAGAAGUUUGACUUGCGGAGCGACAGCCAACAUCAGACAUACGGCUUGGGAAUCAAGGAGGUGUGGGAGGUGGACCCGGCCAAGUUUGAAAAGGGCUCGAUUGUCCACUCCAUGGGCUAUCCUCUAUCCAAGGACGUGUACGGCGGUUCGUGGAUGUACCACUUUGGCGACAACCUGGUGUCGCUGGGUCUGGUCGUGUCGCUGGACUACCAGAACCCGUGGAUGUCACCGUACCAGGAGUUCCAAAAGCUCAAGAUGCAUCCCCUGUUCCGCAAUGUCCUGGAAGGAGGCAAGUGCAUCUCGUAUGGUGCUCGCGCUCUGAUUGAGGGCGGCUUCCAGUCGAUCCCAAAGGUGGCCUUCCCCGGUGGCGCCUUGAUCGGUGACUCGGCUGGCUUCGUCAACGUUCCCAAGGUCAAAGGCACCCACAAUGCCAUGAAGUCCGGCAUGUUGGCCGCCGAGGCAGCCUGGACCGCCAUCGGCAAGAGCGAGGAGGGCACCGUCUUCCUGUACGAUUACGAAGACAAGCUGCGCAAAUCGCCCAUCUGGUCUGAACUCAAAGAGGUCCGCAACAUGCGUCCGUCAUUCCACAACCCACUUGGCCUCUACGGCGGGAUCCUGUACUCUGGUCUUGAGGCGUACCUCCUCAAGGGCAGGACGCCGUGGACCUUGAAGCACAAGACGCCGGACCACGCUUCCACCAAGCCAGCCGAUCAGUUCCCCAAGAUUGAAUACGAAAAGCCCGACGGCAAGAUUACCUUUGACAUCUUGACCAGCGUCUCGCGGACAGGCACCAACCAUGAGGAGGACCAACCCGUGCAUCUGCAGGUCAAGGACUGGGACAAGCACAAGGACGAGACAUACCCUCCCUACCAAGGGUUGGAGAACCGUUUCUGCCCUGCCGGCGUCUACGAAUACGUCGAGGAUCCUUCCAAGAAGCAUGGCGUUCGAUUCCAGAUCAACGCCCAGAACUGCAUUCACUGCAAGACGUGCGAUAUCAAGGCGCCCCAUCAAGAUAUCAAUUGGCAGGUGCCACAGGGCGGGGAGGGACCCAAGUACUACAUGACAUAGGACUAUAUGUCAUACCAGUUCUUUGUGUGUAUACCCAGAAUCUGUAAAGAAUCCGGUUGGCAUUGCAUGUAGGGGAAUGACAAGGCCGCCACUCCAGGUUCUUUACCUCGUAUAGACGUCUGCGUGAUUGUAUGUAUGUCUACUCAGUACGUACGGGGCCAAACAGAGGCAACACAGCCCAGCGAAGGGCAAUAAAUGGCGUUCAUGUUCAUGAGUCACAGUAGCGCGCAAUGUCUCACAGUUGGCUCACGGUUCGUACGGACCACGUGAGUCUUGUCGGAAGAGUCUUUUGAGAUUCAUCCCUUCCCUUGAUGGAGGACAAU